UCGCCUUAUGGUCCUGACAAAGUGUUGUUAUUUUUUGGGUCGAUCAGAAAUCCAAUAGGAGAGUUCGCCACAUUAGAUCGUGACGUAAUUCUGACGCAUGCGCACGGAAUUGGUUGGCAAGAACCAUUCAAUAAAUCAUGGCUGACAAAUCACUUACACCUCCGUCUUCCCUUAGCGAUUUAUCUAAGUAUGCGACUUCAUUACCAACUGAUGCUAAACUCAGGUAUUCUACAAAGCUUUUGUACAACAAUGGGACAGAGAAAUUACCAGAUCCUUAUGCAUUGACCGAGAAAUGGGACCCGAACCCUAGCACCUGGCCAGAUCUCACCUUCGGCGAUAUUUACCUGUAUUUGAUUGACACACCUUCCAUUUACACCAAGGAGUCUAUGAAAGCGUACAAGUCACUAGAUGCAUACAUGUAUGUAGUUAGUGGACAUGUGCAGGAGAUUUCCUCACACCAAGUGUUGGAUAAUUGUCCCUUCAUCGCAUUGAAGGCGAAAGUUACACCAUCCCAGAGAGCAAGAGAUAAACCACAUCAGCCAUGGAAGAACACUGGAACAGUGUACUGUGCUCACUGUACUUGUAUGGCAGGCUUGGGCGAGGUAUGCAGUCAUGUGGGUGCCCUCCUAUUUAAAGUUGAAAUGGCAGUAAAGAUGGGUCUUACGCAAACAAGCUCCACCAGCAAGGUGUGUCAGUGGAAUAACACAUUCCGUCGAGAGGUUACACCCACAACUGUCACCGACAUAUUCCAGAGCAUAAAGGGGAAAAGAACUAAAGAAGUCCAGUCAGUCCAGGCCAGUGGAUCAGCUACCCUGCCAUCAAAACAACUCCUUGACCAACUGUUUGCCAUUGUCCCAGAGGCAUCAUUUUUCACAUCAAUUAAACCAUCUAUCAAUAACCAACCACAGAACAGCCCCACCCAGGACAAGUACCCUCAACUGUUGUCCACCCUACAACAACCACAUUACAACCCAGAUGAUAUCAACGUCAUAUGCUCAAAUACAUACACAGCGUAUAACAUCACUCCAUCCCAAGCAGCCAAUUUGGAAACAGCCACUAGAGACCAGUCCGUUAGUCCCCUAUGGUUCCAACACAGAAUGGGCAGAGUCACCGGUUCUAAGGCGCAUGAUGUUUUGACACGGAAGUCAACAACAAAACCAGACAAUCUUGUUAAAAGAAUAGCAGGUUAUGCAACAUAUGACCUGUCGAAGAAGGAAGCAGUGAAGUGGGGUAUUGACCACGAGGAAGAAUGUAGGCGUGCAUACCAACAUCACCAACAGAAGGGCCAUGCAAGCUUCACAUGUGAGGACUCUGGUUUUGUUGUAAAACCAGCACACCCAUUCCUUGGUGCCAGCCCCGACGGCAUCGUCAGCUGCCAGUGCUGUGGUAAAGGAACAGUAGAGAUAAAGUGUCCUUACAAACAUCGGGAUAUAACUGUGCAAGAAGCUGCUAUCAAGGACAAGGACUUCUGCCUAGAUGCCACACUGAAAUUGAAGAAAAAACAUAGGUACUUCACUCAGAUUCAGAUGCAGAUGUUUGUCACCAAUUGCCACUACACUGACUUUGUCGUCUACACCAAGUGCCAGCCGGCAGCCAGUAUGGUCAUCGUUCGUGUUCUGGCAGAUGAUGACUUCAUCAGUACUUUGAUAGAAACAUGUGAAGACUUCGUUAAGACAUUUGUUAUUAGGGAACUUAUAACAAGGCACUUUGAAAAUGAACCUGUCCAGAACAAAAACAACAAAGUUAUGAGCAAGGAUGAUGCCCAAACUGCAACUUGGUGCAUUUGCAGCGAACCAGAGUAUGGCCGCAUGAUAAAAUGUGAUGAUAAUGAGUGUCCCUACGAGUGGUUCCACUAUCGGUGUGUUAACAUUCGUCGUAAACCUCGAGGACAGUGGUUUUGUACUAGUUGUGAACCGUAGAUUUUCAGCAUGUGAAAAAAACACAAAGACUUGGACUGUAACUUUAGUUUGUAGUUUAAUCACAUAAUUCAGAGACAUUACAUGUUUAAAAACCAAGUAUUAAAUAAUUGUAUUCAUUGCAUUGUGAACAUAUCUAUGCAUAGAUGUGUAGUGCCAAGAAAGAAGCACCAGCUUUUUAUUAUCUCCCAUGAUAUGGUUGUAUUUUUAAUUUAUAUUUUCUCAUAACAAUAAACAUAAAUAAUAAUUAAGUUAUUCCAUUUCUGUUAGAUGUAUCUACUUGCCAGUACAAAGUAUUCUUUUGUGUUAACUGUUGUAUGUUUGUAACAUACAUGUAGAGUUCAAAAAAAUGAAACAAAUAAUUGUUCACACGUUAUUGUUAAAACAAAGAAAUAUUUGCUCAUAGAUACAAUAUUGAUGUGUAGUGAAUAAAAGGGUCACAUGGAGAUUACCAUGUAGUCUGAAACAAUGCAGAAUAUGUCUUAGUAAAUUUAUUUGUACCACAUAUUAAAGAGAAUGCAUAUCUUUCUGAGAUAAAUAGCAAGGAAUACAAAGAAAAAGUCAAUAAACUACAUUUUACAUAAUUCACAAAGAACAAGUGGGCAAUUGAUUGAUGUAUCGGAAACUAAAACCAACAUACAUGUCCACAUCUCAAGCCACUAACUUUGGCUGCAAAUUUGCAAUUCCAGAACAAAUUGUCACUAUACUGUCUGCAUGAGGUACCAUACACAUACUCAUGUUAGUACUGAGAAUUCUAAAGUUCUUCAAACGUUCAAUGGCCCUCUCAACAUGUAUACGAACAUGUGCAAUUUUGCGUGUCAGUUCAACCUCUUUGGCACUAAGUUGGGAUUUCCCCCUUGUGAAUGCUGGAAUAACCAGUGUUGCACCAUGAUUUGCUAACUCCUCUGAAAUCAGAAAACCACGGUCCGCCAAAACUUGAUCCCCAUGUUGAAGUUUGUCAAGGUAACCACUGCGUUGGGUUAUGACUUUGUCCGAUGUCCUACCACCAAAUGCUUUCGACACAUAA
This is a messenger RNA of Mizuhopecten yessoensis (Yesso scallop), 2943 nucleotides long. RefSeq lists its product as uncharacterized. The transcript has 4 exons. NCBI's taxonomy places the organism in Eukaryota, Metazoa, Mollusca, Bivalvia, Pectinida, Pectinidae. The coding region runs from base 138 to 1919 and encodes 593 amino acids. The record is from RefSeq and is a predicted model, not a curated record.